This is a messenger RNA of Pediculus humanus corporis (human body louse), 1722 nucleotides long. Its product is annotated as UDP-GalNAc:polypeptide N-acetylgalactosaminyltransferase, putative. The transcript has 9 exons. NCBI's taxonomy places the organism in Eukaryota, Metazoa, Arthropoda, Insecta, Psocodea, Pediculidae. Bases 1 to 1722 code for a protein of 573 amino acids. Gene Ontology annotation, cellular component: Golgi apparatus. The record is from RefSeq and is a predicted model, not a curated record.
AUGUUAACCAUCCUCACUGUAGCAACUACAGUUUUAAUAUUCAGGUUAAUCCGACAACCCAUUUACAGAACACCAUAUAAAAAUGAAAAUGAAUAUAACACUCCUGAUAAUGAUAAGUUGCAAGAACUUGAUGCUAUAAAAAAAAUUGAUUGGCAUAAUUAUGAACAAAUCAAACAAGAAUCUCAUAGGAUAGGAGUCGGAGAACAGGGAAAACCAGCUUUUCUUCCAGAUAAAGAAAAAGUACAGAAAGAAGCACUUUAUGCUGUUAAUGGAUUUAAUGCAUUAUUAAGUGAUAAAAUAUAUCUCAAUAGUUUGCCAGAUAUAAGACAUCCGGGAUGUAAAGAAAAAAAAUAUAGGAAAAAUUUAAAUACAGUUAGUGUUGUAGUGCCAUUUCAUAAUGAACACUGGAGCACAUUGUUAAGAACAGUUUAUAGUGUAUUAAAUAGAUCUCCAUCACAUUUGCUCAAAGAAAUUAUAUUAGUAGAUGAUUAUAGUUCUAAACCAUUUUUGAAAAAGAAAUUAGAUAUUUAUGUAGAUAGGCAUUUGCCUAAAGUGAAAAUUAUUCGCUUGCCAGAGAGAAUGGGGCUGAUAAGGGCAAGAUUAGCAGGUGCGAAAAAAGCCAAAGCUCAAGUUUUACUUUUUCUCGAUUCACACACUGAAGCUAAUGUAAAUUGGUUGCCUCCAUUACUUGAGCCAAUAGCAGAAAAUUAUAAAACUUGUGUAUGUCCUUUUAUUGAUGUUAUCGCUCAUGACACUUUCGAAUAUAGAGCUCAAGAUGAAGGUAGGAGGGGUGCUUUCGAUUGGGAAUUCUUUUACAAAAGAUUACCAUUAUUACCAGAAGACUUGAAACAUCCCACAGAACCUUUUCAGAGUCCAGUUAUGGCUGGUGGUUUGUUUGCCAUUAGUGCAAAAUUUUUUUGGGAAUUGGGCGGUUACGAUGAAGGUUUAGCAAUAUGGGGUGGAGAACAAUAUGAAUUAUCAUUUAAAAUUUGGCAAUGCGGUGGAAAAAUGGUCGAUGCUCCCUGUUCGAGAGUUGGUCAUAUUUAUCGAAAAUUUGCACCGUUUCCCAAUCCCGGUAUAGGAGAUUUUGUUGGAAAAAAUUACAGGAGAGUUGCUGAAGUAUGGAUGGAUGAAUAUGCCGAGUAUUUGUAUAAGAGGAGGCCGCAUUAUCGAAAUAUCGAUCCGGGAGAUUUAACCGUACAAAAAGCCGUACGGGAAAGGUUAAAUUGCAAACCUUUCAAAUGGUUUAUUGAAAAUAUUGCAUUUGAUUUGCCUUUAAAAUAUCCACCCAUCGAACCUCCUGAUUUAGCUGAAGGAGAGAUAAGAAGCAUAGCGGAUCCUGGUUUAUGCGUCGAUACUGAAAGAAAAGAACCUGAAGAUACAUUCGGACUUAAACCGUGUGAAAAAAAUUUCAAAUCUAAAAAUACUCGUACCGAACAAUAUUUUAUACUUACCUGGCACGAAGAUAUUCGUCCCAAGGGUCGUAACGUUUGUUGGGAUGUAUCAAGCAUUGAUAAUAAAGCAAGCGUGAAUUUAUAUAAAUGCCACGGAAUGAAAGGAAAUCAAUAUUGGCAUUACGAUUCCAAUGAAAAUUGGCUAGUCCACGGAACAAAAAAUAGAUGUUUGACGGCAAAUGUCGAAUCACAAACAUUAUACGUAACAAAAUGUGAUAAAAAUAUUGAAAAUCAAAAAUGGAAAAUUGAAAAAAUAAAUAAUAGAUAA